UGUUUCUGACUUCACCAACCGAGACGUGUACGACACCAUCAAGGUUUACCUGUUAUCAGGUCAGUUGGUCAUCUUUUAA
Messenger RNA from Oryzias melastigma (Indian medaka), 79 nucleotides. RefSeq lists its product as uncharacterized. The record is from RefSeq and is a predicted model, not a curated record. NCBI's taxonomy places the organism in Eukaryota, Metazoa, Chordata, Actinopteri, Beloniformes, Adrianichthyidae.